Prorocentrum cordatum is the source of this 459-nucleotide messenger RNA. NCBI's taxonomy places the organism in Eukaryota, Dinophyceae, Prorocentrales, Prorocentraceae. The record is from the annotation of a GenBank genome assembly.
AUGACGACGCGCCAGUCCUUCUCGUACGCGUGCAGCACCUGCCCGCCGCAGCUGGACGCUGGCGUCCACGGCUCGGCGGGUGUGCCGUCAGCGGGCACGCCGCGAGUGCUGCCCCGGGGCGACACACGGCAGCCGCAUCCAUCUGGCGAGCCUCGGGUGGUGCUGCCUGCGGAGGCGGUCGAAGGACCAGAAGCUGGUCGCGGGCACCUCGUACGCUCACUUUCUGGUACCGACGACGGGCGGUUGCCCAGGGGGCGUGGCCACUACGACCCGGGCUUCCUGGACGACCAGCGCCUGCGACAGGGCAAGCACCACACGGUGCUGCGCCUGGAGGGCUACCAGGUCUCCGUGAUCCCCUUCGUGCGGCCCAGGCGCUUGAAGGAGGAGCUCAACGACCAAUUCCGCUCUGCCCAUCUGGUAAGGCUUCGGGCUGCGCAUGGCAGUCCCGGCUGGCCGUAA